Cynoglossus semilaevis (tongue sole) is the source of this 4311-nucleotide messenger RNA. It is a transcript of the gene epb41l5, whose product is annotated as erythrocyte membrane protein band 4.1 like 5. Bases 230 to 2560 code for a protein of 776 amino acids. Gene Ontology annotation, molecular function: cytoskeletal protein binding. Lineage: Eukaryota; Metazoa; Chordata; Actinopteri; Pleuronectiformes; Cynoglossidae. The transcript is spliced from 26 exons. The record is from RefSeq and is a predicted model, not a curated record. Gene Ontology annotation, cellular component: cytoskeleton. Gene Ontology annotation, biological process: actomyosin structure organization.
GUCACUUCCUGAGGAAAGCUUUGCCUGCUACUUUUUGUUGGGACCUGGGAGGAAAUCAUCCCGCUAAGAACCGAGGUGAAAAAGGGGAUAAAGAGCAACAAAACACGCGCUGUACGCGAUGGAAACGUACGAGGCUGAUGUUUAAUCAUCAGCAAUGCAAGCGGAUGUGUUUUUACCGUGAACUCAGGCCUACAGCUUUUCUAUGGUGCUUUGACCCCCCCUCUUGUCCAUGAUGCUGAGUUUCCUACGCAGGACGCUGGGACGACGCUCCAUCCGGAAACAUGCGGAAAAAGCCAGGUUAAGAGAGGCUCAGCGAGCCGUGACACACAUCCCUGCUGCUGGGGAUGCAAAGUCCGUCAUCACCUGCCGCGUCUCCUUAUUGGACGGCACAGACGUCAGCGUCGACCUGCCGAAAAAAGCCAAAGGUGAGGAGCUGUUUGAACAGAUCAUGUAUCAUCUGGACAUCAUAGAGAAAGACUACUUCGGGCUGCGCUUCAUGGACUCCGCACAAGUGCCGCACUGGCUGGAUGUAUCAAAAAGUAUCAAAAAACAAGUAAAAAUCGGACCACCGUACUGCCUUCACCUGAGAGUGAAGUUCUACUCUUCAGAACCAAACAACCUUCACGAGGAGCUCACCAGAUACCUGUUUGUGUUGCAGCUGAAACAGGACGUCCUCAGUGGAAAGUUAGAAUGUGAGUUUGACACAGCGGUGGAGUUGGCCGCCUUCUCACUACAGGCUGAGCUCGGAGACUGUGACCCGUUAGACCAUAAUCUGGACCUGGUCACAGAGUUCCGCUUCGUCCCCAACCAAACAGAAGAUAUGGAGCUGGCGAUAUACAACACAUGGAAGGACUGCAGGGGUCAGACUCCGGCUCAAGCAGAGAUUAACUACCUGAACAAAGCCAAGUGGCUUGAAAUGUACGGGGUGGACAUGCACAUGGUCCAGGCCAGAGACGGUAACGAGUAUAGUCUGGGUCUGACGCCCACUGGAGUUCUGGUGUUUGAAGGACAGACAAAGAUCGGACUCUUCUUCUGGCCCAAAAUCACUCGACUAGAUUUCAAGAAGAGCAAACUAACACUGGUGGUUGUGGAGGAUGACGACCAGGGGAAGGAGCAGGAGCACACGUUUGUCUUCAGGAUGGAUCAUCCCAAGGCCUGUAAGCACCUGUGGAAGUGUGCGGUGGAGCACCACGCGUUCUUCAGGCUGAGGGGACCUGUGCAGAAGAACUCAGCACGCUCCGGAUUCAUCCGCAUGGGAUCACGCUUCAGAUACAGUGGAAAGACGGAGUACCAGACCACCAAGGCCAACAAAGCCCGGCGCUCUGCCACCUUUGAGAGAAGGCCCAGUCGACGCUACUCCAGGAGAACCAUGCAGAACAGAGGACCAUUUCAUCCACAAGAAGUUUUCUCCUCUGGUGACGGCGUCAACUCCAAAAACAACAAGGUGUCCGUCAGUCGCGGUGCCUGGUCCAGUAUUCCUGUGGUCACGCCGUCAGCUGCCUCUGCCUUUGAAUCCAUGGAGAUUGAGGCGCUACCCAGAAGCCCCGGAGGAGAGAAGAAGAGUCUGCCUGUGGUUGCUGACCUGAUGGAGACCUGCAUUGAUGAUGUGCUCAGAGCAACUGUGGUUCCCACGGUGACGACAACGGAAGAGGCCGGAGCAGGUACCAGUGCUGGUGUCACAGUGGAAGAUCCUCUGAACCUCAGUGAUGCAGCAGCUCGUCUGAAGCAGCUGGAGCUGGAGAACAGUCCGGUUCUUUCUACUCCAAGAAACAACAUCAACGUGAACGUGGCCAUGAACAAUCAGGAGGAUUUGAAAGUCACAGAGAAGUGUGUUCUGAACAGCACAAGCAGCAGUCCGGUUUCGACUCCACUGCGCCCUCCAGAGGAUUUGAAAAGUAACAUUCUUAAAGCACAAGCUGAGGCGGCUGCAUCCAAGACACCUUUAGAGGAACACUUCAUUGUUGUUGGAGAUAAAAACUGCAACUUACAGGAAGCUUCUGCCAGAUUGAAGGUUCGUGGAGGAAGACUUGGCAGUAACUCCUCUCUCUCGGCGGGGGCUCGUCCAGACGCCCAGGACUUCAGAGAGCAGCUGAAACCGGCAUCACAGGCCUCACCUGCAGGAGCCAAUUCUGAGAAGUUAGCUGACGAGGUAAACCCCUCCCUUCCCAAAAUGCCUCCUGAGUCCAUCAGUGAUCACAUGACUUCAAAGGUUAAAACAGAAGAGGUUGACCUUCAACUCUCUGUCCCGUUGAUCGACAACCUGAUUGACUUCACCGACCCCACACCUGCACUCCCUCCGGUGCAGCAGCCCAAACCUCUGAUCACACCUCGCUGGAUCAUUCCAACCACUGCUCCUCCCGGCGUCUUCGGUAACGGCAUGCUGGAUCUCGACCCGCACCCUAAGCUCGCCUCUGGUGUCCCUGAAGGGGGCGUCUCUGUGACCCCUCCCCUUCCCCCACUGGCUCACACGCAGAACAACGUGGCCACAAGCACCGUGACUCGGCCACCAGCCCCGGAGGACGGAGGCAGAACCCGAGGUCUUCUGACCACUGAGCUCUGAGGAACAACAAGCCUUUGGGUUCUCAACCUCUGACUCACCACAACAGCUGGAGGACAAGUGAACCGACAACCUCCGGCCUCAGAGGGUGGCAGGACGAGCACCAGGAUUUGAACAUCACCCACGCAGAGCCAGAUCUCUCACAGAUUAGCCAAUGGAAUAUCGAGUAGAUUUUUAUUGACAUUUAGCUCAGAUUUUUUUGGAAGUUAUUUAAACCCUGGUGAUGUGAUAGGUUCAGUGAAACUCUAUGAACUGUCCCUUUAGUCCUCAGUGUUUUAUCAGUUAAACUAGAGAUCAACAGCGUCUCACAGUGGUGUUUCUUCAGUGCUGCGCCCUCCUCAGCACAACCACUGCUGUAUUAUUGUUUUGUUUUUGUUUUAAUUGCUGGUCCUUGAAUUCACUGGAUUUAUACAUGUUCACACACACACACACACACAGACAGAAACACUGGACAUUCUUCAUGUGAUUGUAAACCAGGCAUGGGCAAGCGUUUUGGCUCGCGGGCCCCAGUGGGUCCUAAAAUUUGUCGGAGGUGGCGGGUCAGAAGCAGAGAUACGAACUAAGAUAAAUGAUAUGUCAAAGUCAUGCAUAAAGGCUGGGAUGCUUGUAGCCUUUUCUACGCCAUCUAUUGAGGAAAUGUGGGCGUUGCAGAGAAAAUGCAGAAGUAUAAUGAUAACGUAAAUUAAUGAUAUAAUUUUUAAUACAAGGUCGUUGGGCCGGGUUGAAAGGCCAAACGGGCUGCAUCUGGGCCGUAGUUUGCUCAUGCCUGUUAAAGUGUCGGAGGUGAAACACUCUGAUCAUCAACACUAAUGGAUGAGACGAGUUGACCACACGUUUUUACAACUUAUGUUUUGUUUUUUUUUAACAAAUUGUUCUUGAUUUUUUUUUCUUUUUUUUUGUCCUCCCUUCGCCUCCGACCCCCAAAUCUGUACGUUUAAUCUAGAAAGAUUGAGAACCACUGAAGAAACUUCCAGUCCAGCUUUCACAGAAUCAGCUGGAUUUGACACCAGUUUUUAUAUAUAUAGAUAUUUACUUUUAAAAAUUCUUGUCUUGGAUGUUGUAAAUCGCUGCUUUUAAUGAUCUGGGUUUUUUUUUUUUUUUACCGGCGUUGAUUUAAGAAGUUACUGCCACACGUUAGAGCCGUUUAAUUAAUUAUGACCGUUUGAUCAUGUGAUCCCUUUAUCCACACUGACUGCCAGUAUGAAUAUGCUGUAGUUAUGAUCCUGCCUUAUGGAGAUGAAUGUAUUGAACACUGUCAGAAUGGUUCAUGUCACGUGUCUCACAUCCUGAUGCCUAUUUCUUUAUUCGAAGGAAAACUUUUACUCUUAAAUUUGAAGUUAUAGAUUCAUAGACUUUGCGUUUUUGUUUUUGUUUUACAGCAGUAUCUCUAUUGGCUGUUUUAAAUGUGACAUUUCUGUCUUAAAGACUGUUUUACUUCCUCGUUCUUAGCCGACACUGUUCAUUUCUACACCUGUGUGUGUGUCAAGUGCUGUAGCUCACAUUUGGAAUGUAUCGUCUCAGUAUAACGGCAUCACGUGACUGUAGAUAAAAAAAAAGAAGAAUCUUAUAUAUAUUUUUUCAAAAUUAUUUUAGAAGAACUGUAACUGCUACUUAUUCUUCAUAGAGAGUGGGAAUAAUGUCUGUUUCUAAACAGGAAUGAAUUAGGAAUGGUCUCAAAUGCAUUUAUGAACCGUUUGUUUUUUUGUUUGUUUUUGUUUUUUCUGGAAUACAUGACCCGGUCCAACGUUUCUCAA